AUGCCUGAGCACCACGAGACCCGCGACCUCUGGUUUCAAAGCAACACCCGCUUGAGCAUUGCCGCACCGCCAGUCGUCUACCACCCGCUGUACUCUGCGCCGCAGCUGGCCCCCGGGCACCGCUUCCCCAUGGCCGUGUUUUCCACCAUCCACCGCCUGCUGCUGGCUGACGGUGUGGUGGACCCGCGGCAGGUGCACCAGCCCUCCGCACUGCCGGGCCGCGACCUGCUACACCUGGCACACGCCGCCGAGUAUGUGGAUGCAUUUUGUGGGGGCAGCCUGGACGAGCAGCGGGUGCGGCGCAUUGGGUUUGGGGAGGCCACUCGCACGCGGCUGCUGGUGGACAGAACGCUGGCAGAGGUGGCAGGCACUAUCCUGACCGCUGAGCUAGCUCUUGGGCAUGGCCUGGCCUGCAACACCGCAGGGGGCACCCACCAUGCCUUUUCCGACUAUGGUUCAGGCUUCUGCAUCCUCAAUGAUCUGGCAAUCACCGCGCAGCUGCUGCUGCACCAGCGCCGCUGCCAGCGAAUCCUCAUCCUUGACCUGGAUGUGCACCAGGGCGACGGCACCGCCGCCAUCUUCAGCGGCAGGCAGGACGUGUUCACCCUCAGCGUGCAUGCCGCCAGCAACUUCCCCGCCAGGAAGCAGGCCAGCCAUCUGGACAUUGCGCUGCCGGACGGUACUGCUGACAAUGAGUACCUGCGGGUGGUGGCAGAGUCGCUGUCGGGAGUGCUUCAGGCAUUCCGCCCCGACCUGGUGUUGUACGAUGCUGGAGUGGACCCUCAUGCUGACGAUGCCCUGGGCCGCCUGGCUCUCAGCGACGCGGGGCUGUGGCGCCGCGAGCUGCUGGUUCUCGACAGCUGCUUGGGCAUGGGCGUGCCCGUGGCCGCCUACGUGGGAGGCGGCUACCACGCUGAUCUCGAGGUGCUGGCGAGGCGCCACUGCUGGCUGCACCGUGCAGCGGCACAGAUGUGGGAGGAGCACGGCCUGUAG
Chlorella variabilis is the source of this 993-nucleotide messenger RNA. RefSeq lists its product as hypothetical. The transcript is spliced from 12 exons. NCBI's taxonomy places the organism in Eukaryota, Viridiplantae, Chlorophyta, Trebouxiophyceae, Chlorellales, Chlorellaceae. The record is from RefSeq and is a predicted model, not a curated record. The coding region runs from base 1 to 993 and encodes 330 amino acids. Gene Ontology annotation, molecular function: histone deacetylase activity.